Manduca sexta (tobacco hornworm) is the source of this 1858-nucleotide messenger RNA. RefSeq names its product delta(24)-sterol reductase-like. The record is from RefSeq and is a predicted model, not a curated record. Gene Ontology annotation, biological process: steroid metabolic process. NCBI's taxonomy places the organism in Eukaryota, Metazoa, Arthropoda, Insecta, Lepidoptera, Sphingidae. Gene Ontology annotation, molecular function: FAD binding; Delta24(24-1) sterol reductase activity. The transcript has 4 exons. Gene Ontology annotation, cellular component: cytoplasm; membrane. The coding region runs from base 170 to 1771 and encodes 533 amino acids.
UUUAUAAGAUUAGUAGCCGGCGAGACGCCGCGCCGCGAGCGGCUCGUGCUAGGUUAUAUGUAUCGGAUUAUAUUGUUUUAUUAUUGUUGGACGCUUUGAUAUUGUUUUAAUAUAUUUUUUAUUGUUUACAUUUUAUAUUUGUGCAAAAUAUCAAACUGGAGUCAAUGCAAUGAUACCCAACUCGUUAAAACAUCGUCUGAUACGAUGGCUGGAGGACAAUCGCGAGCUGGUAGUGGCAUUGUUCUGCCUACCCGCCAGCUUUAUAUUCAGCGUGAUGCUACGGGUGCGUGGAUACCUGCGGCGGCUGGGUAGCGACCCGCAGAGGCACGACAGCGCCGUGCGAGAGAUACAGGCCAGGGUCCAACAAUGGAACAAACUACCAUCACAAAACCGCAAACUGCUAUGCACAUCGCGUCCCAACUGGCUGUCCCUAUCCACGAAGUUCUUCGAGAAGCAUCUGAACCACCAAGUUCCCAUACCCCUGUACGACAUCCUGGAGCUGGACGAACAGAACAUGACGGUCAGGGUGGAACCUAUGGUCACGAUCGGAGACAUCACAGAGUACUUGAUACCUAAGGGGUACUCGCUCGCUGUGACUAUCGAAUUGGUCGAUGCUACUUUAGGAGGCUUGGCCCUCGGCACAGGAAUGUCCACGCACUCACACAAAGCCGGCCUGUACCACGAAACGAUAACGAGCUACGAAGUCGUCACAGCCGAUGGCUCCUUAAUAACAGCCACAGCUGACAACGAGCACUCAGACCUUUUCAAAACCUUACCCUGGUCUCACGGAAGCCUCGGCUUUCUCGUCGCUUUGACGUUGAAAAUCGUCAAAAUUAAACCGUAUAUUAAAAUCAAAUAUAUCCCUGUGAAAGGCCAGAAGGCGUACUGUGACAUGAUUCGUCAAUUAUCAGGGACUUACGAGGCUAGGCCUAAAGAGUUUCCUGAUUAUAUCGAGGGUACAAUCUUUAGUAAAGACGAAGCAGUUGUGAUGAUUGGAGAAUACUCUGACUAUGACGCAAAGGUUCCUGUCAACCACUGCUCAAGAUGGUACAAACCCUGGUUCUAUAAGCAUGUUGAGUCUUUAUUUAGAAAAGGUGAGAAGGAAGAACUCAUUCCUUUGAGAGACUAUCUUUUAAGGCACAACAGAGCUAUAUUCUGGGUGGUUGAGGAUAUGUUAUCUUUUGGCAACGACACACUAUUCAGAUACUUUUUCGGCUGGCUUUUACCACCAAAACCUGCAUUCUUAAAGUUCACUACCACACCUGGGAUCAGAGCGUAUACGUUCACAAAACAAGUCUUCCAAGACAUAGUAUUGCCUAUCAAAGAACUGGAAAAACAAAUUGAAAUAGCCAGCCAAUUGUUCGAGAAGUUUCCAUUACUGGUUUAUCCGUGCAAAAUAAUUGAUCACGGUCCAUCAUCGGGCCAGUUGAAGAGGCCCGACGCGAAAUAUCUAGUACCGGGUACUAACUACGCAAUGUAUAAUGAUUUGGGUGUUUACGGUGUACCGGGAAGAGUUAAAGAGAAGAAGCCAUACAAUCCGGUGUCCGCUAUGCGGAAAAUGGAAGAGUUUACCCGGGACGUCGGCGGAUACUCGUUCCUUUAUGCGGAUAUUUUCAUGACUCGCGAGGAAUUUGAGGUCAUGUUCGAUUUAUCUCUAUACGAGGUGGUGAGGAAGAAGUACGGUGCGGAGGGUGCUUUCCCGCAUCUCUAUGACAAAGUUAAACCAGAGAUAAAUGUGUUUGAGAUCGGCGAGGAGUAUGCUAUUAAAUAACAAUAAAACACUUUUGUAAUAACUUCACAUAAAUUAAUUUACGCAAAUAAAACUAUAUUAACUCAUUUGUAACUAAAAAUAAAUAUU